Molecule: messenger RNA, 1356 nt
Organism: Humulus lupulus (European hop)
Lineage: Eukaryota; Viridiplantae; Streptophyta; Magnoliopsida; Rosales; Cannabaceae
Product: alpha carbonic anhydrase 7-like
Exons: 10
Coding region: 1-1356 (451 amino acids)
Molecular function (GO): zinc ion binding; carbonate dehydratase activity
Source: RefSeq, a predicted model, not a curated record
AUGCCUGCUGAGAGAGCCUUCGACCUGUAUACCAAUCCAAUGAGCACGAAGAAAUCUAGCAGGCGCCAACCUGGGGAAGGCUGCAGCGACCCCUCUGCAAAGAGGGCUCAAACGGAAGAUCCUCCUGCACCAACUCCUACCAAAGAGAGGACUCCACCCCCAACUCAUGUUAAUCAAAAUCCAUCAACUCCAGUCGAACAGACUCCUCCUACAGCUCCUGCUGACAUCACUCCUCCAGUUUCCAUUGACCAGAUACCUUCUGGUCAUCCAGAGGGGCAUGACAUAAUGCCUGAUUUGAUUGUGCCAUUGGAGAAGCACUUUCUUGGUCGUGUCACCAAUAGGGGUAAUGCUUACUUAGAAACCCUUAUAGAGCAGUUUAAGAGGCACGGGCUAACUGAACAGGCAGAGGCAUGCUCGUUGGGACAGUUCUUCAAGGCUAAGCCCUUUAGUUUUUCUGGGGUUCUACUGCAUCAACUUAUGUUGCAGAAGGUGGAAAGAAAGAAGGUUGAAGAGGAGUUUUCCCUAGUCACCGGACUGAAUUUUGGGAACACCCCGUCCCCAGACGAGUUAAGAGAGCAUCUUUCAAGUGAUCGGAUCAUCCAAUCAGUCGCAGCUCAACAUCAUGACGAUGUCGACAAUGAGAGGGAGUUCGAUUAUACAAGAGACAGUGUAAAGGGGCCAAAUAGAUGGGGAGAGCGUAAGAGAGAAUGGUCUGCCUGUAAAGGAUUAAAUCAAUCUCCCAUUGAUUUAUCUAAUCAAAUGGUCAAAAUUGUUCCACAGCCGGGAAAAGUGAUGUUCAUAGAAAAUUACAAGCCUUCUAAUGCCACCCUAAAAAAUAGAGGUCAUGAUAUUUCGCUCCAAUGGGACAUAGGUAAAGCAGGAUCAAUCAAUAUUGAUGGCAUAGAGUAUUUCCUCCAUCAAUGUCAUUGGCACACACCUUCCGAGCACACCAUUGAUGGCAGAAGGUAUGAGAUGGAGAUACAUAUGGUUCACAUGAGCCAAGAUAACAAACUUGCCGUGAUUGCUGUUCUCUUCAAUAUUGGUACCCCUGAUCCUUUCCUAUCAAAGUUGAUGAGCGAUAUAACAUCAAUUGCUGAUAGCAAGCUUGAAAAGCAUUUGGGUGUAUUUGAUCCAUCAGAGAUCAAGCUUGGGCACAAGAAGUAUUAUAGAUACAUAGGCUCUCUAACUAUACCUCCUUGUACCGAAGGUGUUAUUUGGAUCAUGGGCAGAAAGUUAAGGACGGUUUCAGCGGAUCAAGUACAUCAACUUCGACUGGCUGUUCAAGAUUAUGCAGAAAAGAACUCAAGGCCUACUCAAUUACUCAAUAGACGAGAAAUUCAGUUGAUCUACGGGUAG